GAACAUCCCUUUGACAUUUUGUAAAUAAUGCCAACAUGACGGAGUAAAAUUUUGACAAUUUGCUUUGUAAUCAUGGCGUCUGAACGUUAUAGUUUUUCUCUCACUACUUUUAGCCCCUCUGGUAAAUUGGUCCAAAUCGAAUAUGCUUUAGCUGCUGUAGCCGCCGGCGGCACCUCUGUCGGCAUAAAAGCCUCAAAUGGAGUCGUUAUUGCAACUGAGAACAAACACAAGAGCAUUUUGUAUGAUGAGCACAGUGUGAACAAAGUUGAAAUGAUCACAAACCAUAUUGGGAUGGUGUACUCCGGCAUGGGCCCUGACUACCGCCUGCUGGUGACGCAGGCCCGCAAGAUGGCGCAGCAGUACUACCUGCAGUACCACGAGCCGAUCCCCACGGCGCAGCUGGUGCAGCGGGUCGCUACUGUCAUGCAGGAGUACACGCAGUCGGGUGGUGUCCGUCCCUUUGGUGUGUCGCUGUUGAUCUGCGGGUGGGACAGCGACCGUCCGUACCUGUUCCAAUGUGACCCCUCCGGAGCCUACUUCGCAUGGAAAGCCACCGCCAUGGGCAAGAACUUCAAUAACGGGAAGACUUUCCUCGAGAAACGGUACACAGAAGAGUUAGAGCUCGACGACGCGGUUCACACGGCGAUCCUGACGCUGAAAGAAGGCUUCGAGGGUCAGAUGACGUCACACAACAUUGAGGUGGGCAUCUGCGACGCCGGCGGCUUCCGGCGGCUGGAGCCCGCGCACGUGAAGGACUACCUCGCCAACAUCCCAUAAUAAUUAUAGCGGUUUUCUAAUAAAAUGUAAUGGUUAUUUGUAAA
Pectinophora gossypiella (pink bollworm) is the source of this 821-nucleotide messenger RNA. RefSeq names its product proteasome subunit alpha type-2 (gene Prosalpha2). Bases 73 to 777 code for a protein of 234 amino acids. Lineage: Eukaryota; Metazoa; Arthropoda; Insecta; Lepidoptera; Gelechiidae. Gene Ontology annotation, cellular component: proteasome core complex; proteasome core complex, alpha-subunit complex. Gene Ontology annotation, biological process: ubiquitin-dependent protein catabolic process. The transcript is spliced from 6 exons. The record is from RefSeq and is a predicted model, not a curated record.